AUGCAGGACAUUCAGGACCGUGUGAAUUUUGUGGAGCUUGAUGCGACCAGUCCAGACUGGCCGGUUAGUGAUAGCAAUUAUGACAUCGUGCUGAUGUCAUACAUCAGCGGCUCCGUCCCCGAGAGUGUCAUUCUGCCGCUCUACAAGAAUGCCUUCAAGGCUGACUGA
This is a messenger RNA of Symbiodinium pilosum, 168 nucleotides long. The record is from the annotation of a GenBank genome assembly. NCBI's taxonomy places the organism in Eukaryota, Dinophyceae, Suessiales, Symbiodiniaceae.